UCCUUUUUCUAUUAAACCCAUUUUAAUCUAAUCUAAAAAACAAUAAACAUCACAUAUUUCAUUUGAAUUCAAAUUAAAUCAUUCCAAACUUUAUCUAUCACAACAACAAUAAUGCCAUAGAGUAGCUUUACAUUUGGGUAACGUACCUCAACUUUAUCUCCUAAAAUGGCAUCUCCAUAUACCUUCCUCUUCCGCUCCUCCCUUCAAAACCUCACAAUAAACAACACAUUUUCACACUCAAUGCGGCCCCACUCCGCCUCCGCCUCCGCCUCUCUCAAUGCAUAAGUUACCGGUGCUAGGCCGCAAACGCCGCACCAACCUUCUGGUCUGGUGCUUCGCCUUCAUCUGCGCCAUCCUCGCCAUCAUCGUCAUCAUCGCCGGAAUCAUCGUCUUCAUCGGAUACCUCGCAAUCCGCCCCAAAGUCCCUCUCCUCUACGUCAACGCCGCUCGCCUCGACGACGUCAUUUACAACCAGGCCAGCGUUCUUGCCGUCCGAUUAACAGUCGACAUAAAAGCCGAGAACCAUAACCAGAAAGCACACGUGAGCUUCUACAACACGAGGCUUACGCUAGAGUACCAUGGGCUGAGCAUCGCGAUGCUGGUGGCGGAUCCGUUUGAGGUGAAGAAGAAUGCGUCGGAGGAGUUUUAUUACGUGGUGGAAUCUUCGCCGAUUCCGUUGGGGAAACAAGAACAGUUGCUGACGCAACAAGCGUUGCAGAAAGGAUUGUUUCCGUUCUUCUUGAAAGGGAAUUCGAGAACGAGAUGGAGGAUUGGGUCAUUGGGAUCGGUGAAGUUCUGGUUGCAUAUCAAUUGCCAUAUGUGGUUGCCGACGAAUAGCUCCGUCGUAUACCCUCAUUGCAGCAGCAGUUCGCAUUGACAGAGUUUCAAAGAGAAAGAUUUAGGGUUUGGACUUUUUGGAGUCUGAUAAAUUUAGAUAUUAUUCAUACAAUAAAUUUUGUUGUUACAUGAAUACUUGUUUAUAAAAAUAUAUAUAUACUAAUGUAAAUGUUUAACUCAAUAAAUGAUGUUAACGUUUUAUAACAUUA
Lactuca sativa (garden lettuce) is the source of this 1046-nucleotide messenger RNA. Its product is annotated as NDR1/HIN1-like protein 12. The record is from RefSeq and is a predicted model, not a curated record. Lineage: Eukaryota; Viridiplantae; Streptophyta; Magnoliopsida; Asterales; Asteraceae. Gene Ontology annotation, cellular component: plasma membrane. Gene Ontology annotation, biological process: defense response to other organism.